Molecule: messenger RNA, 1908 nt
Organism: Mya arenaria
Lineage: Eukaryota; Metazoa; Mollusca; Bivalvia; Myida; Myidae
Exons: 8
Coding region: 219-1472 (417 amino acids)
Biological process (GO): mitochondrial respiratory chain complex IV assembly; protein insertion into mitochondrial inner membrane from matrix
Cellular component (GO): mitochondrial inner membrane
Molecular function (GO): membrane insertase activity
Source: RefSeq, a predicted model, not a curated record
AUGAAAAAAUGGCUGCGACCUGUCCUUCGCCGAAUGUGAAAUAGUUAUAUCAGUAAUCUUGGAAUUUAUUAUUCUAAAUAGAAGCGAUUUUCUCAACAAUUUGACAUCAGCUUCUCAAAAUGAGUUAUUAAUACCAAAUCAUUACCUCUUAGAGAGUGACAUUCUGUUCCUGGUUAUGAAAAUCUUCAGUCGUAGUGUAAAGACAACACGCUGUGAAAAUGCUUUCUUUGGGACUGGUAUUGCGACAUUCUUGUGCUUGGAACAGAGCGACCUACCAUUCUAGGAUUCAUCUCCGUGGCCUGGCUGUUCUUACAGGACCACAAACAGCAGUGUCCAUGGUUGAUUUUAAUUCAAGCAAACAGCGAACAUGCAUCAAACGAAGGGUUGUGGCUCGUCAUACCUGCUUAGGAAUAGAUUUAAAUCAAUUAUCGCAACACAGGCUGCUGAACACAAACUCAAACAAUAGUGUCGGCCUAGAAACUGAACAGCUUGGAGAAAAUACAGUGUCUUCUGCAGCAGGGUCUUUGCCAAACACAACGGGCAUUGACCCAAGUAUACAAGUGGAUGCUGGAUUUAAUGCCUUCUUCAGUUUGGUAGAAUUUAUGUCCAAGUAUCUUCAUUUUAUAUAUGACUUCACUGGAUUCAACUGGUGUGCUGUCAUAGCACUGGGAAUUUUACCUAUUCGAUUCAUAAAUACAUACUGUACACAGUAUCUAAUUCUUCGGUAUAAUGCCAGAUUAUCAGUAGUAAACAAGAAGAUUCAUGCAGGGAGCAAUGUGGACUCUGUAAAGAAGUAUUUCAAGACGAAGGAAUUUAAGAGCAGAUAUCCAGAUGCAACACAGCUCUUCAAGGAGAGAUAUUUGAUUAAUGAGUUGGAGAGACAGAAAAAAGUGCUGAAGCGGCAGAACAAGUGUGAGAUACCUCGGCUUUUAUUGUACUCGAUGUUGCCCAUGCCUGUCUGGAUCGGCUUCUCCCUAGCCAUCGGCAGCAUGCUUGGCAUUAGGCGCGUUGUAAAUGUGGCAGGUAUAACGCCAAUCGAGGGCUUGGAAGUCAAUGGCAUUCUGUGGUUCCAAAACCUUGCUUUACUGGACCCCUACCACAUUCUUCCUGUUGUCAUGGCAAUAUCAUUUCUGCUCCCUCUCUUUAUUUCAGGACUGCUCACUCCAAAACUGAGGGCCUCAAACUAUGCACAUUUAGUCCAAAGACUACCGUUCAUGAUUAUACAAUCUUUCAUAACAACAUGGAGUAUGUUUAUGAUGUUUGUUUGUUGGAAUCUAAGUUCAGGCAUCGUGUACUACUGGGCGAUGUCGGGCUUUGGUGCCGUGACCUUCAGGCUCAUCUGUUACCACCCUUUCAUUAUGAACACAAUGGUGCCAAAGGGCAAGUGGAAUGCCUGGGUGGAAGACCAAAUUAUCAUUGACAAACCAUACACUACCAUAUGGACAAACUUCAAAAAUAGAUUCAGGUUUUGAGAAUGUGACUGUUUAGUGUAAAAUAAUUUAAAAAAAAUGAAAGAGCUACAGGACAUGAAAGAGCUUCAGGAUAUGACAAAAUGAAAGUUCUUGUUUGCUGGAAAAAGAAUGGUAAUAUAACACAAAGUGUUGCCUUUUGAGUAACACAGUGUCGGACAGCAGUGUUAUGUUCAAUGUUAUAUAUUGUAAAAUGUUUGUCAUGUUAUUUGAUUACAAUGUAUGUUAGGAUGUGCAUGAGGUAUUUGUGACAAUGAAAAAGGUUUUAACAAUGUAUUUAUUCACAGUUUUGCUACCUGAUUAUUUUUAAUACUGCCAACUUGUCAGUUUGACUAAGAAAAAAAUACUGCAGCGCUUUAUUACAAUUUGUUUAGGUUAUGAUUAUAAAAGCUAAUGCUCUUAUAUUUGCUGUCAAAUCAUGAAUACAAAUACAAAAAUG